This is a messenger RNA of Fraxinus pennsylvanica, 417 nucleotides long. The record is from the annotation of a GenBank genome assembly. NCBI's taxonomy places the organism in Eukaryota, Viridiplantae, Streptophyta, Magnoliopsida, Lamiales, Oleaceae.
AUGAUGGCGUUGGCAGCCGAGAUCUACCCUCAGUUUAUUCUGCCCACCACUCUCUCCCGCCUAGCCACCGUCUUAAGGAAUUCUUGGAGAAUCAUGAGCAGAAGAAACGUACCACAGCUUGAUCUCAAGUUGAAUUUGUCACCACCAGCAAGAAGAAACCUCCAUGCCGAGUCCCAGAGUCCAUCGUCGUCAUCUCCGCCGAGUUCAUGCGUGUCAUCGGAAGUGAACCAGGACGAGUCCCGGCGGUACUCCACCAGCCCGGAGGCCGCAUCCAUGAUGCUUGUGGGGUGCCCCCGGUGUCUCAUGUAUGUCAUGCUUGCAGGAGAAGACCCAAGAUGCCCCAAAUGCAAAAGCACUGUUUUGCUUGAUGUCGUCCAUGACAAGAACACCACCACCAAGAAAACAAAGAAGGGCUAG